Molecule: messenger RNA, 1170 nt
Organism: Penicillium lagena
Lineage: Eukaryota; Fungi; Ascomycota; Eurotiomycetes; Eurotiales; Aspergillaceae
Product: DUF3431 domain-containing protein
Exons: 2
Coding region: 1-1170 (389 amino acids)
Source: RefSeq, a predicted model, not a curated record
AUGUUGCAUUUGGAACUUCGCCUGGAACUCACACUGGCUCGACUGGUUUCCCAAUCGUCCCCCGACAACCCUGCGAUAUGCGCAUCUAGCCCUCUUCUGCCUCCCACUAUGCUGUUCGCUCCCAGCGGACCUCAGAGUCCUCGCCGGCGCAACCGCAUCAAGGCCAUCCUCACCACCAUCGGCAUUGUGCUCGCCCUGUACUUCCUCUUUUUCAAACCCGAUCCCAAGAACCCCGCCCGAACAGAGCGAGGCAGCUAUGCGCAGCAGCGCGGCACCGACAAGCCGGAUACCGCGCCCGGGAAACAAAAAGCGCUCGUGGUGGCCAGCAUGAAGGACGACGAUACCUCGUGGCUGUACGAGUUCUUCCCGGACUGGACCAAGAGUGUCUAUGUGGUGGACGACAAGCAGGCGCCCUUGACGGUGACGCUGAAUAAAGGGCGCGAGUCGAUGGUGUAUUUGACAUACAUUAUCGACCACUACGACACCCUGCCCGACGCAAUGCUCUUCAUCCACUCCCAGCGCUACCAAUGGCACAAUGACGACCCCUACUACGACGGCGUCCACAUGCUACGCAACUUCCAGAUCCCCUACCUCCAACAACAAGGCUACGUCAACGCCCGCUGCGCCUGGACACUAGGCUGCCCAGGCGAGAUCCAUCCGCUAUCGGAUACCCACCGCGAUGCCGUGCACGCGGGGGAAUACUUCAGGGAUGGAUUUAUGGAGCUGUUUCCCGACACCCCGGUCCCGGACAUGGUGGGUGUGUCGUGCUGCGCCCAGUUCGGGGUGACGCGCUCAAAAGUACGAGAACGACCCAAAAGCGAUUAUGAGCGGUUCCGGACGUGGUUGGCGGAGACAUCGCUGCCGGAUGAUUUGAGUGGGCGGAUUAUGGAGUAUUCGUGGCACAGUACGUUAAUCCUCUCUCUCUCUUGGAGUGGAUCUUUUCUGACAACUAAUUCAUUAGUGAUCUUUGGCCAAGAGCCAGUUCACUGCCCUAGUGCAGAAUCCUGCUACUGCAAGGUCUUCGGACUCUGCGACUUGUCCUGUCCGUCUGUAGGGGCUUGCGAUGGGCGGUAUGUGCUGCCCCCUUUCUCCUCGCUGCCCAAGGGAUGGCCGUAUAUUGGGUGGAAGGGCCAGAAACAAGAUCCGAGCCAUGGACUGCCGGAGUCAUAA